This is a messenger RNA of Ctenopharyngodon idella (grass carp), 4963 nucleotides long. It is a transcript of the gene ido1, whose product is annotated as indoleamine 2,3-dioxygenase 1. NCBI's taxonomy places the organism in Eukaryota, Metazoa, Chordata, Actinopteri, Cypriniformes, Xenocyprididae. Gene Ontology annotation, cellular component: cytoplasm. The transcript is spliced from 10 exons. The record is from RefSeq and is a predicted model, not a curated record. Gene Ontology annotation, molecular function: heme binding; indoleamine 2,3-dioxygenase activity; metal ion binding. The coding region runs from base 6 to 1469 and encodes 487 amino acids. Gene Ontology annotation, biological process: 'de novo' NAD+ biosynthetic process from L-tryptophan.
CUCAUAUGGUUUCUGAUAAGGGAAGUGAGGAAAGUUCAUUGUUAACGGUAGAACAGAAAGAGAGAGAGAGUUUCAGCUACAGAGCGCAGACAGUGGCAUAUGCCCGACACUCGCUAAACAGAGAGUCAGUCACUAGUAUUAUAUUAAACAUUAUGGGCACUGAAGUGAAAAAUACAGACACACCACUGUCAUUGAAAAAGUUUCACAUCUCCGAGGAUUAUGGGUUUAUUCUUCCUGAACCUCUGACAGAGCUGCCGGUGCACUACAAGCCCUGGAUGGACAUUGCCAGAAAUGUGACAGAACUCAUCUCUUCUCAUUCUUUGCGCCUCAGAAUUCAUGAUAUGCCUCUGUUGGAGACUCAUUUGUUGCAGACCCAUCGUGAGCUGCGCUUGGCCCAUCUGGCUUUGAGCAUGAUGACUAUGGGUUACGUAUGGCAGGAGGGAGAGAGAGAAACAGUAAAAGUGCUUCCGCGGAAUCUAUCGGUGCCCCUCUGUGAAGUGUCUCGGAGACUGGGUAUGCCCCCAAUUCUCAUCCAUGCGGACACUGUCCUUGCUAACUGGAAGAAAAGAGAUCCAGAUGGACCUCUUUCCAUGGAGAACUUGGAGUUGUUGUUGACAUUGCCCGGAGGGGAAAGUGUAAGGGGUUUUUUUCUGGUUACACUGCUGGUGGAGUUGGCAGCUGUUCCUGGCCUGAAGUCUAUCCUUGAUGUCAUCAACGGUGUCCAUUAUAAUGAUGUUGCUAUGGUCACCAAAGCUCUGGAUGUUGUCAGUCAGGCCAUAGACAGCAUGAAACAGGCUCUUAAACUAAUGCAUGAAUAUGUAGAUCCAUCCAUAUUCUACGGCAUUAUGAGGAUCUAUCUGUCUGGAUGGAAAGAUAACCCAUCAAUGCCGGAAGGUCUCGUGUACGAGGGAGUUCAGGAGAAGCCAAUGGAGUUUUCGGGAGGCAGUGCCGCACAAAGUAGUAUCCUACACUCCUUUGAUGAGCUGCUGGGAGUCCAACAUAAAGGUGACAGCGGGGCCUUCCUGAGAAGAAUGAGGGACUACAUGCCGCCCUCUCAUAAGCGUUUCAUUGAAGACAUCUCUAGUCGCCCGUCCCUGCGCAACUUUGUGCUCCAGCAAGCGGAUGAGCAUCUAACGCACACAUUUGAACAGUGUGUGGCUCGCUUGGUGGACUUUCGAAAUUGCCACAUCAACAUUGUCACCCGUUACAUUACUAUACCGGCCUCCCGUGCCAGACAGCUCCGUGCAAACAAGCAGGGUUUGGUCGAUGAGCUCGAUGCAAUCAGAAAAGCACCAACAGCGCUGGAGGAAAGAGGUACUGGAGGUUCAGGGAUUAUGAUCUUACUGAAGACUGUGCGUGAUGAAACUAAAGAUAUCUACAUCCCACACUGUACUAAUGGGAACCAAGUCUUGCCAGAUGCACCGAUGACAGCGAUACAGAAGGCUGCAUCUGAGCUCACAAUAGAAUGAAAAUAGUAGCCUAUCUUUGAAUGGUGAUUUGACAACCCAGGCUCAUUGGAAAAAAUCAUGUCUGUGCAAAAUGAUAUUAUGUUGCUUUUUGCAUGUUUCACAACACUUUCGAAGUGAAAUGCCCAGUGAGUGGCGCUAAAAACACAUUAAGUUUUAUCCACAACAGAUGAACAUGAAUCUGGCAAUGUUUUAUUAAAGGUGCAGUAAGCGAUUUCUGAGAAACGCUGUUGAAAGUGGAUCAGACCGAGCACCACAACACACUUGUAUAUACUCUUGUGUACUGUUUGUUCAUUUUUUUGUUCUUCCUUGUUGUUCGUUCAUCAUCUUCACUUUAUUUUUCACGAAGCAAUAUUUUUCGUCGCUUCAGCUGUAAUAAAGAGACAUCCACAUUGUUUUUUCAUGCAUUUUGGGGGUGGAGCAAUGAAAGGAGGGGUGUGUUUGUUUAGGUUGAUUUCAAAUAUCAACAAUGUUUCUCAGAAAUCACUUACUGCACUAUAAAGUUGGUUGUUGAACCUAUGGCUGCAGUUCAGAAAUGAAAUGUCCAGAGAGUGGUGCUAAAAGGUUAAGGCUUUACCACGUGUGAAAAUAACAUUCAGUACCACUUACACUAAACCCCCCUUUAAAACUGAUAGUGUUAUAAAAGCUAACAUGCCAUAAAAACAUCAACUUUUGCUGAAGCAAUCAUGCCAUUUGCAGUUUCAUGGGACUUUUAGUCUCUGAGCGCUCCCAGGGCUUGAUGCUUAAUUUUGUCCCAAGGAGCACGUUUAGGAGCACAUUAAAAAGCUUUAGGGGUGCAAUUAAAAUUCGUCAAAUAAUGUGUUUUUCCUUAAUAAAGGGAUACAAGGAGACAUUUAUAAACAAAAUGAAUUAAUUUAUUAGAAUACAAAAUGUACACUAAGCUUUUAAAUAUUUCUGCUUCAAAAUGUAAUAUGAAGUUAAAGCUGCAGUCUGUAACUUUUUUGGUUAACAAUGAUCCAAAAUAAAUUUUUGAGCAAGUACAUAACCAGCCAUCUCCUUACCUUAGCCCAAUUCAAUAAUGUUUUCUAAUUCGAGUGGUACUGGUAGGUUUCUGCUGGAAAUUCAAGCAUGUCGCCGUUCGUCUUUGCGUCAUUACGUCACGUCUGUUUACAUAAAGAAGGAGUCCCAGCUAGUAGACUAUAUCAUGUGAGGAUGCUGCAGGUGACGGAUCAUUUAUAGCCUUUUCUCACAGCAGCUGGAAUAAUUAAACUUAUUUUGAUGGCAGAUUGUAUGGUAUGACAAAUUAUCUUUAGAGAUAAGACUGUACAGAAAUUUAAAUAUACAGGUAACGCUAACACCAGAGAUGUUCACGAGUCUUUUAUCUGGAGUCCGAGUCAAGUCUGAAGUCUUUAUCACUGGAGUCCGAGUCAAGUCUGGAGUCUUUUUAUCCUAGUUGUAUUACAUAGACAAAAUAAUAUGAUUGUUCUAUCAUCUGUUUUAUUUGAAAUUAAGGUUCUAUGAUGUAAGGGAUAAUGUACAUCCAGCUUGUUACUUUAUAAAAACAGUCGUCCUGGUGAGUAGUCAUUUUCAAUACAGUCACUAAGUGGACGCAAGAUGGCGCCAGUGAGUCACGGUUUGUUAUACAGCUUCGUUGUUAUUGACGACAGUCAUUAUCAGAAAAUAUCAAACCUCAGAAUGUUUAAGAAUGUCAAUAGAAAACUCUACACAUGCUGAUUGCGAUACGUUAAAAUAUGAGCUUUAAGUAAUAAAUGGAUUAUCAUCUCUUUCUAUCUCUCUCUUAUGGACAAACAUUAAGAAAGAGAAAAGCUGCAUAUAAUACGAAAAGAUUGAUAAAAUGUAGUGCUAGGUUUAAAGGCUAGAUUUUUUUUGUUCAUAUUUUAACAGGCUGGCAAUCCAAAUGACCCAUGCAACUACACCACAGUAUAAUAGCUAGCUGUGUGCGUUAAUGUGACUAACCUUUUUAUUAAAAAACUAUACAUUUUAAAAACCAAAACCAGUUUAGCGCAAAUACAAUGCAACCAAUUUCAUUGGGUAAGGUUAGGGCUGCUCAUUCAAAAUGAUGAGAGAGAUAAAAUAUGCAAUCCUACAACCAUCCACAACAUAUUACAAUACAAACGCCAUAAUGUAAAAAUAUUGUCAAAAUUCAUCAACAGUAAAUCAUAAGCAAUCGAUUGGCAUAAAUGUGAAGUAUUCAUUGAUUGUGAACUGCUCUAAAACCAACAGCGUUGCUACUUUAAAACAUGCAGUGCUCAUAUUUGUGUAAUUAAAUCACAGAACUUUGAAAUUUAAUAAUCACAUUAUUAGGUUGUAUAUUUAUUCCAAAUUAUUAAGUUUGUUGUACCAUUUAAGAUUUUAUGACCUUAAAUUUCAUAACACUGAGGACCCACUGGAACUAUGUUUUCUUAAUUUGCACACAUGCUCCUAAAUAUAUUUUACAGUUCGCACACAUAUCUUUUUAGUCAUAAACGUGAGAGAAAUGCUUGCACUGUCGAGCCUUGGCGCUGUACUGAGUGAGCUACCGAGCAAGUUUACUAUGUCAGAAAAGCCAUACAUAUGAAGCUGGUUAUAUGAUGCAAACGUCAAAAUGUAUUCAUUUGCAAAUCAUGCACUAUUGUAAAAGUGUUUUGAGGUCAUAACAUAUUACAUAUAACAAUAAGUGUUGAUUAUUCAGUAAUCUGCCUCUAAUUAUAAUUUGUGUGAUAAGGAAUAAAUGUUGAUGGUGUUGUACUAUCACCAGUGGUCAUUUCAGCUCAAAACUGCAGUUUCCAAUGAGCCUAUGUUGCAACUUGACCUGCUACUAAGACAAAAUACUCUCAAACAUUUCAUUGUAAGAGGAAAAACUACAAAAAAUUUGCCUCAAAGAAGACUGGUCCAGAAGACUUUUGGACCUCAGUGUAUGUCUUUGAAGAUGUUAAUUUAUCCAUAAUUGUAGAACAAUACAUGACUUCCCAUUACAAAUGUUGUAAUUGUUGCCUAAACAUUAGUUUAGUAUGUACUGCACUUUAUUAACUCAUCAGUGGUAACUUGUGUACUUAAAGCAACCGUAAAUGUAUUAGAGCUUUUUCUGUUCCUGACUCACUAACUUUUAUCUCUGAAAACUGGGAAAUGGACAUUCCUUUUUCAUUUCAUGCAAUUAAUUAUUUUGAUUUUAAACUAUAAUCCAAUCAAAGCAUAUAAGGCACGCACAUACUGUAGCCUUCCUUCAAUGAAAAUUAACGUUAUGGACAUUUUGUGGCAAAGAAUGCCACGAUUUCAAGCCAAACCAUAAUUUGAACCAUCAUCUUUAGUUUCCAUCAUAUGCAACCACUAAUCUUUCCAUUUCAUUUUAAACAGAAUGCAAAAAAUGUCUCCCAUGAGCCUCGAUUCCUAAAUGACAAUUGGCUGCAAUGAGACUGCUCUCAUGCUAGAAAGCUUUAUAUCACAGAUGCUUAUUUUUAGUAAAUAACGAGGAGAAUUUCAAUAAGCAGCUGUUGCCUUUGCAUUUUUGGAUGAAUAAAGAUCCUACUGUAAUUAUA